AUGCAGUGUGCUGCCUUCAAUGACAGACCGCUGGUGGCUGGAAACUCCUCCCAGUGGACCACGUUUCAUGGAGGCUCCAACCCCUGUGAGCUGAGCUGCCUGGCGCUCGGUCACAACUUCUACUACAACUUUGGCCGCGUGCUCGAUGGCACGGCGUGCAACACGGAGCCCGGAGCCGUGUGUGUCAACGGCCGCUGCCUGCGAGCGACAAAUGAGAAGCAUCAGAACAAACGUCAGCCUUUCUCUGUGUGUCAGCCUCCUGCGCCGCGUCCCUCCGGCGAGGCCUCGCGCGCCCGGCGGCAGCCGCUCUUCCGGAACGAGUGGGCGGCGUGGAGCGGCUGGUCCGUGUGCUCGCGGAGCUGCGGCAGCGGCGCCUCGGUGAGGACGCGCACCUGCAUCACCAGGAACCCAGCGGGGGGGCCGUGCUCAGGAGAUCCCAGACAGUACAGGAUCUGCAACACCAAGGAGUGCCCCCCCAGCUCAGAGGAUUUCAGAGAGAUGCAGUGUGCUGCCUUCAAUGACAGACCGCUGGUGGCUGGAAACUCCUUCCAGUGGACCACGUUUCAUGGAGGCUCCAAACCCUGUGAGCUGAGCUGCCUGGCGCUCGGUCACAACUUCUACUACAACUUUGGCCGCGUGCUCGAUGGCACGGCGUGCAACACGGAGCCCGGAGCCGUGUGUGUCAACGGCCGCUGCCUGAAGCCCGGCUGUGACUCCAUCCUGGGCUCAGAGCAGCGUGAGGACGCCUGCAUGGUGUGUGGAGGACUAAACACCACCUGCCUGCACCACAGGAGCGUGUACCAGAGCAGCCGUCAGGAGGCAGGUAGGAUCACAUCACCUCCACCUUCUGUGGCAGCGGCUCCACAUCAAGCACGCCCCCCGGGGGGACGCUUCCCCGACGUUAUUAGUCAUUUCGAGUUUGGACCGAGACGGCAUUGUUCGCCGAGGGGACUGAGAGGUAGCCACGGCAACCGUACGCGCCGUAAAAAACCCGUUGGCCGCCGUCCAGGAGCAGAUUCAGCUCAACAACACCCUAUGAACCCUGAAGAACACCACCCAAAUCUUUCCCUCCUCUCACGUCCAGCCCUCCAGAACGGUCGCUCCCAGUUUGUGAUCAACGGUAAUUGGAAGAUCAACAUCCCGGGCGAGUACAGCGUUGCCGGGACAAAGCUGCUGUACCGGCGCUCGGCGGACACCUGGGAGAGCUUUGAGGUACCAGGACCGACCCAGGAAGACCUUCAUCUAAUGGUGCUGGCGACAGACAGGAACCCGGGCAUCGAGUACGAGUACUGGCUCCCACCAGGCAAAUACGCCCUGCACCACGGGAGGAGUCCACUACGGGAAGCUCAGCACUCUGCCAACUACCUCCCCUGGGAUCACCCCACCCCCACCACCAGCACCACCACCACCAGCACCACCAGCAGGCCUCCUCCCGUCACCACCAGACCCCACUGGUAUUUAAGGCCCUUGAAGCCGCCACACCAAUCCCCCCCCCACAACCGCCCCCAGCAGCCCAUCCUGCCCCGUCCGGAGCGGGAGGAGAACCACAGGAACCUCCUGCCUCAGCCUCCCCCUAGAAGGCAUUGUGGGAAGUGUCGGCGGGUCAAAGGUCGAAGGGAACGCCAGAGACAGUAUUGCCAGAAGGACUUUGUUUUCCGAGGCCGAGUCCUCGGGAAGCUGUACCGAGGCGAGGAGACGCGCUACGACGUCCAGAUCCUCCACACCUACCGCAACGGCUUCCGCCUGGAGCACCGGGAGUUCCUGUGGGUCCCCAACGUGUGCGACUGCCCCCGCCUGCAGGAGGGCCGGCAGUACGUGCUGAUGGUCCGCCGCCACAUCAACCACGAGCGCACGCUGAACCGCAUCCUGCUGGAGGAGGACGGCUACGCCGCGCCGUACCGCCCCCGGGAGGACGCGCUGCUGCGGCCCCUCCACAGGCUCUGCAGCAACGCAGGACGCCAACAAGCCGCGGAGCCCACGGGAUGAGCGUGUGCGUGUGCGUGUGCGUGGUAUUCACGCCCAGCACGUCAUUUCUGGACCUUUUAAAAACAUCCCCGGACUCCCGUUGGUUUCGUCCUCGUUAAGAAGCCACACUUAUUUAAAACCAGCUUCCUGUAUCGUGUAGAGCACUUUAGGUGGAUGCUUUCAUCCACCUUUAAAACGAACACCAAAGAGCGUUUACUGAAAUGGCCUUUUUGUUAUUGCGUUUUUUCCACAGCUGUCAUUUUACCUUUUUUUAAAUUUUUAUAUUACUGUAUUUGUGUGUAAACUAUUUAGCUAAAAACAACUGAUGAAUAAGUUCCUCAUUCAAAUUACUAUCUGCGACAUGUAAAACAGGAAGACGGAAACACGCAUAUCAGUAGCUUUGGAAUAUUUAAACCAGCUGCACCAGGUACAAAAUACUUACACUUAUUUUAACAAUUUUAAAUAAAAGUCCUGCUGUGACUUCGUUAGCGUUUGUUGUGCAGUCAGACGUGGAUUUUCCCUGGAAACACAUUUCUUCACUAUAUUUAUGCAUAGAAAACGUAAGCUUAAACCACAACUCAUUAACUUGUGUUUCACUUGUUCAACGUGUCUCUUGGUGUCUGUUUAGUGGUAUUGUUGUUUGAUUGUGUGUUAAAUCAGGUCUGCUUUGUGAUACUUUACGUGAAAGAGAUUAUAAAAUAUACAGUAUUUUAUUGCAUGGCACUGAUUAGCUACACGUAUACUAAAGUAUAAUUUGACUGUUGUUCUUUUGAGAAAAUGGCCAGUUAACCGCCUGUGUUUUUCUUUUUCUUUGACAUUUAACAAACCUCAUCUACGUGUGACAAAAAUAUGUAUAUGUACAUUGUGUUCAGAGUGAAUGAAUAUAACGACCAACUCUUCUAUGCAAAACGUUCACAAAAACCAACAAAGCCGACAGCGGGACAGCAGCGUUUUUAAGAAAACAAUGUAUUUACAAAAAAAAGCACAUAUGCAACAAAGAAAACACUGAAUAUAAACUACAGAUGAUGUAUUUACUUCAUGACCGAGCCGCUGCUCAUCAUGAAAUCAUUAUGAGGAAGUCAUCGCAGUCAGUCGCAGGGUCCCUCAACAUCAACAUCAACGUGUGAGGGGCUACUUUUAUUUGCUAUUAAUCAUUUUUCUACUUUUUUAAUUUCACAGCCGGGUGUUGCCUCGGCCAACGCGGCUCACAGGAAUUCGGGAAAUGACUCCGACCUCUCAGCGUAAAUUGUUAAAGCUUUGUGUCCGCACAGCUUUUCCCGCCUGGACAGCAAAACCACGCUGUACGUUUUCAGGGGAAAUAUCUUCAUUUGGCUGAAAGUAUGUUUGCAAAUUAAGUGACCCAAAAUUCAAACGAAUAAAAUAACUCCUUGUCUGAA
This is a messenger RNA of Gasterosteus aculeatus aculeatus (three-spined stickleback), 3362 nucleotides long. The record is from RefSeq and is a predicted model, not a curated record. NCBI's taxonomy places the organism in Eukaryota, Metazoa, Chordata, Actinopteri, Perciformes, Gasterosteidae.